This is a messenger RNA of Aspergillus calidoustus, 1807 nucleotides long. The record is from the annotation of a GenBank genome assembly. NCBI's taxonomy places the organism in Eukaryota, Fungi, Ascomycota, Eurotiomycetes, Eurotiales, Aspergillaceae.
GUUGGGCGUUAGGCUUUCGGCCUGGCGCAAUAAGAACAGCAAUGGCGCGAUGCUUGGCCCAUCAUCUUUCCUCCACCUUCCACCACUCCUGCUAUGGCCGAAACCCGACAGAUUGAUACCUAGUAAACGACGCUCUGUUAUAAAAUGUUGUGAAUCGCCGAAUCAGGGCCUCUCCUGGUAUCAUUAAUUGUCAUCGCUCGGUUCUAUCACGCCAUAAAGAAGUCGUCUCGAUCAUAUCAGAUCUGCGUGUCAGUCUCGCCCGAGAGAAUCCUCAACGCUCAUUGCAUACGGGAUGAAGUCGAUCAAUCAUACCCCGCAGAUAUUGCGACAGAGGCACCGGAUAAUCGGAUGACAUGGGCACAGUAUAUAACAUGGCGAAAGGUCCACAGGCCUAAAGCUAGAUGUAGAAGACAAAGACCUUCGAGAUCUAGCACAAUGGCACCAUCCCUCGCGGAACCUGUUUCACUUCGGGCACUGCCCAAGGCUAUCCUCAAGACCGAUGCAGGGCACAAUAAGGAGAACCUGAUCGGAUAUGGAGAGGCGUACAAACAUGCGGACGAGAUCACGGGCACCACUAAGCAGCCUCCUGCAGCCUUCCCAAAUUACCUGCCUGUUUGGGACAAUGAAACUGAACGAUAUGCACCACUGCAGCCAUUCGAGCACUACGAUCACGGCAAAGACGCCGACUCAUCCUUCCCAGAUCUCUUUCCCAAGGACGGCAGCCACACCCUAGACGAGCUGACCCCCACCAUCGGCUCCGAAGUCCACGGUAUCCAACUCUCCCAGCUCUCGAAGGAAGGCAAGGACCAACUCGCUCUCUUCGUCGCCCAGCGCAAGGUCGUUGCCUUCCGCGACCAAGACUUUGCCCACCUCCCCAUCGACAAGGCCCUUGAGUUUGGUGGCUACUUCGGCCGACACCACAUCCACCAGACCUCUGGUGCGCCCAAGGGUUACCCGGAGAUUCACCUCGUCCACCGCGGUGCUGACGAUACCAGCGGUGCUGACUUCCUGGCCGGCCACACCAACUCCAUCACAUGGCACUCGGACGUGACCUUUGAACAGCAACCACCUGGCACAACCUUCCUCUACCUCCUCGAUGGACCCAGCAGCGGCGGCGACACCCUCUUUGCAGACAUGGCUCAGGCCUACCGACGCCUCUCGCCUGAAUUCCGCAAGCGUCUACAUGGCCUCCGCGCUGUACACUCGGGCAUCGAGCAGGUCAACAAUUCUCUGAACAAGGGCGGCAUUGCCCGUCGCGACCCUAUCCAGACUGAGCACCCGAUUGUGCGAACGCACCCGGUAACAGGCGAGAAGGCGCUCUUCGUCAACCCUCAAUUCACCCGCUACAUCGUCGGCUACAAGAAGGAAGAAUCAGACUUCCUCUUGAAGUUCCUCUACGAUCACAUUGCUCUCUCGCAGGAUAUCCAGACCCGCGUGAGAUGGCGACCAGGAACUGUCGUUGUUUGGGAUAACCGCGUUGCCUGCCACAGUGCGCUCUUUGACUGGGCCGACGGCCAGCGCCGCCACCUUGCUAGAAUUACACCCCAGGCCGAGAGACCUUAUGAGACGCCCUUUGAUGGUUAAAUCCUCCUUUUCACAACCUUGUCAGGGCUUAGCGAUGGUGUGGAUGAAAUUUUAAUGUGAUGAGUGACGGCUGCAUGACAAAACUGUAAAUAACUGAAAGUGCAUGCGAGUGGGAUGGGAGAAAUUGUGCCCUUUACGGGGGCUUAGUUUGAGGACAAAAUACCCGAUUUCAAAUAUGUAUAUUUUUUAAUAAUCUUUCGCUCAUUAUAUUGAAUGGUAAGAC